AUGAGUCGAGAGUUUACCGCUUUGCAGGUCAUGCGACAGAUGUUGUCAAACGCAUUCUCUGAUGAUGCCAAUCCCGAUGAAGAAGCAGAGGGUGUGUCUGAGGAGGAGGAUUAUGAGGCAAGUAACCGACCGAACAGGGAAGAGGAAGGAAAAGAAGAUGAAAUGAUAAUAUCAGAAGACAGAGAGGAGCAAACGGAAAGAGAGGUAGAAGAGGACGGAGAGCAUAAAGAAGAAGAAGAAGGAGGAGAAGAAGAAGAUGAAGGAGAAGAAUGGGUAACAGAAGACAGAGAGGAGCAAAUGGAAAGAGAGGUAGAAGAGGACGGAGAGCAUAAAGAAGAAGAAGAAGAAGAAGAAGAAGGAGAAGAAGAAGAUGAAGGAGAAGAAUGGGUAACAGAAGACAGAGAGGAGCAAAUGGAAAGAGAGUGGGGAGAAGAAGAAGAAGAAGGAGAAGAAGAUGAUGAAGAAGAAGAAGAAAAUGAGGAAGAAGAUGAAGGAGAAGAAGGGGUAACAGAAGAAAGAGAGGAGCAAAUGGAAAGAGAGGGGGGAGAAGAAGAAGAAGAAGAAGAAGAAGAAGGAGAAAGGGUAAUAGCAGGCGAGCGAGAGGAGCAAGCUAAAGAAGAUACGGAUUUGUUUUUUCUCUCAAAACACGACAAAAUCAUAUGGUCCUCCGUAGCGUACGAUAAACAAGAGCGGGGUAGAAAAGACAGGAGCGGUGAGGCUACGCCGCCGCCGUCCCCGCACAUGCCGUCGUCGCCGUUACCGCCGUCGACCGGCCCACCCGGACCGACUGAAUAUUCUCUCGUCCACGCCCGCGACAUCGCCUCCGCUUUUUUCAUGUUCGUCACCCCGUCGAUAGAACGCAUCAUCUUGGAGAUGACUAAUUUGGAGGGAAGACGGAAAAUCGGAGACGGCUGGAAACGCAUGGAUGCCGUCGACCUUCGCGCCUACAUGGGGCUGAUGCUUUUAGCCGGCGUCUACAGGUCCCGAGGCAUGGCGACCGCCAGCUUGUGGGACGCUGAGAGCGGACGGUCCAUCUUCCGCGCCACGAUGCCGCUGAAAGUGUUUCACGCCUACUCUAGACUGCUGAGAUUCGACGACCGCGAGUCGAGACCCGCCAGACGCGCGACCGACAAACUGGCGGCCGUAAGAGAGGUCUGGGACGCGUGGUCCGAGCGGCUGCCGUCCCUCUACAACCCCGGGCCGGAGAUAACGGUGGACGAACAGCUGGUUCCGUUUAGAGGGCGUUGUCCCUUUCGGCAGUAUAUUCCCAGCAAGCCAGCGAAAUACGGGAUCAAGACGUGGGUGGCGUGCGACUCUAAAUCCAGUUACGCUUGGAAGAUGCAAGUGUACACGGGGAAGGCCGCGGCCGCGGACGCGGCCCGGAAAAGAACCUGGGCAUGCGGGUCGUGCUCGAUGUCACCGAGGGACUGAGGGAUCGCAACGUCACCUGCGACAAUUUCUUCACCUCUUACGAACUCGGGCAGCAGCUGCUGAAAAGGAACAUGACCAUGGUGGACACUUUUCGAAAAAACAAGCCGGAGCUCCCCCCGGCCCUUCUCUCGCCGAAGGGAAGAGCGGUGUUCUCGUCGAAAUUCGCCUUCAUGUCGACCACCGCCGCGGUCUCUUACGUGCCCAAGAAAAACAAAAACGUGCUGCUGGUUAGCACGAAGCACACGGAGGCCGGAGUCAGCGACCGCCGCGACAGAAAGCCGGUCAUCAUACUGGACUACAACCGCUGCAAAGGAGGUGUCGAUAACCUCGACAAGGUGAUCGGAACCUACAGCUGCAGAAGGAUGACGGCUCGCUGGCCCCUGGUCGUGUUCCACAACAUCCUCGACGUUUCCUCCUACAAUGCCUUUGUGAUAUGGAGAGAACUAAACCCCGAAUGGAUGCCUCAGAAGCGGAACAAGAGAAGGGUGUUCCUAGAGCGGCUGGGAAAGGCGCUGGUGACUCCGUUGAUAGAAAGAAGGGAGCGUCUCCCUCGCACGGCAGCGUCAGCGGCAGUUGUCCGAGUCGUUCGUAGCGCCGCGUCUAGAUCUAGAACUCGCGGUGAGGGCGAGGGCGCCACCGGAGCGGCGUCGGGAGCGGACGGCCCGACCGGGGCGAGGAAGAGGAAGAGGUGUCAGUUUUGCCCGCGGGCGAAGGACAACAAAACUUCUACCGUGUGCAGCGGGUGUAAGAAAUAUAUCUGCAAAAGUUGUUCGCUCCCGUACUGCGCUGAGUGUGCCGCUGAGAAUUUGGAGACGGGUUGAUCGCCGACACACGCACACACACACACGCACACACACGCACACACACGCACACACACACACACACGCACACACGCACGCACACACCAUGUGUGACCCCUCGAGACGUGGGAUGCGGUCGGUUGAACUGUCCGCAACCGGGGUGACUAGUUUUAGAGGCAGAGAGGCAGCCUGGCAGGACCGCAUCAGAAGAGGAAAUACUUACGACUUUCCAAAGAUGAAAAUGUCACGGGAACUGCCGAAAAGACACGAGAGCAUGAUGAACAGCGAGGACCCGGACAUUGAGGUUGUUGGUGGCGACGUGGGUAAAAAGCUACACUUUAACCCCGUUAGAGCGGCAGUGGCAUUACAGCUGUGCAGAAAGCUCAAGGUAGACUGUAGACAGCGGUAUAGCAAAUUCACGGAUGUCUGUGAAUUAGGAGCUCCUUGUAAGAACGUGAAGAUUAAAAGCGACGGGAAUUGCUUCUUUAGGGCAGUCAGUGUAGCCGUGAGCGGUACCGAACGCCAUCACGGAAGAAUAAGAGAAGCCGUGGUGAAUCACUUGCAAAGCAAUGAAGCUGCGUACGCCAACAUUCUGAGAAGGGGUUACCUUUCGGUGUCGGACUACGUCGACGCAUCUGAAAUCGGCUCUCUAGGAAGUUGGGCGACAGAGGUUGAGAUUCAAGCGACGGCGGAUUAUUUGGGCGUCGACCUAUUCACGUAUUACACCGACCGUUGGCUUCGGUACAGUUGCGACAGCGUUCGGGUCUCUAAACAGGGGAUUUAUUUAGCGAAUAGCGGCAGCCAUUACGAGACCGUCGUUUGUGUCACAAGUCUUCCGAAGCGGUCUUGUCGCGGCUACUGCGAAGCAGCCAUAGUUGCGUCGGACACAUCCGAUUGUCCGACCUCGAAUUCUGCCUACGCCGAUUCUACAUCUCGGUCCGACAUGGCUUCGCCGUCACCGACAUCGAUUCGUCCGGAUAACACGGUGUCUGUGAAUGACGACGACUACUGCGAAGAGGAGAGCGAUGAGCGCGAGGAGGGGUCCCGCUGCUCUGACGAGCGUCGAGCUGCGAGGGAUUUUUACCGAGAUGCUGACAGUCCUCGGAGCCGCUACGAGUACGACGAUUACCGCAGUGACGCCGCCGAGCUAGACGUCGGAGGACGCUUCGGUGAAGAUGAGGCCUGGGAGAAUAAUCCUGAUGAAGAGCGUGACCGCUACGGAUGGCUAUCGAGGAGACGUGUGGAAAAUUAUAUCGUUGAAAAUAUGGAGCACCGUCCCUACAGCGAUAGCCUUGUAACUCCGGGUGACGUGGAGGAUACCGCCGAAGCCGAUUUAGUAACAGCUUCGCGGAUCAGCGUGAACUUUUCGACCGCUCUGAUGAGCGUCGAACUCCGAGGGACUCGAGGGGCGCGAGUGACCGCGAUGCCGACUUUUACCGAGAUUCUGACAGUCCUCGGAGCCGCCGUCAGUACGACGAUUACCGCAGUGACGCUGCGGAGCUAGAAGUCGAAGGACGCUUCGGUGAAGAUGAGGCCUGGAGGAACGCUCCCGACGAAGAGUACGAAUGUCGCGGCCUGCUAUCGGAAAGACACGUAGAAGGUGACGUUGUUGAAGACGAGGAGUGUUAUCCCUACGGCGAUAGCCUCGGAACUCCAGGUGACGCGGAAGAUACCGGUGAAGCUGAUUUGCCACGUGACGGCUUUAUGGGUCGGUCCGAACUUUUAAACGAUGAGAUCUGUAUCGCGCUGUGGGAUUGCGAGGAAGAAGUUCGAGAGGAGUUUGGCUCGAAUGACCGCUACGCAGCUACCUGCCGCUGGACCGAAUUGGAGGAAUCGUGGAAAUCGUUUGUCGGUUGGCUGGGUGAGCGCUGGUGGGGCUCGGUGUCGGAAGAGUCCGUCAGGACCUUCAUGGAUUCAUCCGAGAGACGUCGCGUCGGGGAUAUCGUCGUCUCGGCGUGCUUCGGUGACACGCCCGGGGGAGUUUGUUCUUUCACAGUGAAGACCGAAAGCGGCCUGCUGUCACUUCCUUUGCUUAUCCGUCGAAGACGCUACGUGUGCGCCGACUUGGCGGAAGGUGAUUUUUCGUGUCCGAUCGACAUGUUGAGAAAGCUGGCCCGUGAAACCUACACACACUUGCUCCCCCGACCCACAACGAUACCUUCCGAUCCCCAGAGCUUUUCUCUUACACGGGUAGUGGAUGAUAUGUGGAGCGUUUUAGAAUUGGUGAAAAGCGGAUGGUGUGACGUUUCCCGACCCCAUCGCAUAAUACAGUAUCUACAAAACAAGGAAGGACCCUCUGUUACGCCAGCGGCGUUAAUUUGCUGCGUAGAUGAUGACAGUCCGGGAUACCUGUUUGAGAUUAUAGACGCCAAGGGGAAGAGUCUGAAAGUAACAUUUGAUAAAUGGGGCUUCACGUUUGGAUCGGGUCUACAUUUCUCCGGACUCACAAGUCUGCUGUCACAUAUCUGUGAGGUCGAUGGAGUACACUUUGUGAUUAACUGUAGAUUCUUGCUCACUGCAAGCGAACCGGAGCGUCCGAUGUAA
Molecule: messenger RNA, 4775 nt
Organism: Xyrichtys novacula (pearly razorfish)
Lineage: Eukaryota; Metazoa; Chordata; Actinopteri; Labriformes; Labridae
Source: the annotation of a GenBank genome assembly